This is a messenger RNA of Cornus florida, 573 nucleotides long. Its product is annotated as F-box protein CPR1-like. Gene Ontology annotation, molecular function: protein binding. The coding region runs from base 1 to 573 and encodes 190 amino acids. The record is from RefSeq and is a predicted model, not a curated record. The transcript has a single exon. Lineage: Eukaryota; Viridiplantae; Streptophyta; Magnoliopsida; Cornales; Cornaceae.
AUGGGAAAGGGGAAUAGAGAGAAGCAAUUGGUGGCGUUUCCGAUGUCGGAGCUUCCGGAGAAUCUGUUCGAAGACAUUCUCACCCGACUACAGGUGAAAGAUCUGCUGCGUUCGAGGUGCGUUUCGAAGCAAUGGUGUGCCCUAAUUGACUCACCUAUCUUCAUCAAAUUGCAACUCAACCGAUCACUUGAAACUGUAAAGAAUUUGUGUUUGAUUUUUGUAUUAGGUAAUAGAAUAAUUUCAGUAGACGUAGGUAUACUUGAUGUUGUACCACCUUUAGACGUUGAAGAGGUCGAUAACCCCAUUAAAUAUGAUUGCCAUUCGACUUUUAUACAAGGUUCGUGCAAUGGUUUGAUCUGUUUGCAAUGGCAUCCUUUGGGUCCUAAUUUCUACGGGGACGCCAUUGCCUUGUUCAAUCCUUGGACCAAGGAGUACAGGAUUUUACCUCCAGUGCCACCUCACAAGAGGGGUGUCAAGAAAUAUCAUGGAAUAGUGUAUGAUCCUGUGGGUGAUGAUUAUAAGGUGGUUAGAAUUGUGCAGUUCGUUGAUGAAUCUAAAACCCUCUUCAAGUGA